Messenger RNA from Hydatigera taeniaeformis, 1791 nucleotides. The record is from the annotation of a GenBank genome assembly. NCBI's taxonomy places the organism in Eukaryota, Metazoa, Platyhelminthes, Cestoda, Cyclophyllidea, Taeniidae.
AUGAGUAGCAUUCAGCGCAACGCUGUGCAGGCACAUAGACAGGCCGGUGGAGAUAGAGACAAGCUGGUGCGAGGCGAGAUCUACAGCAGACGCGAAAGUCGGUACCCGAACGCAGUGGCCUUGGGAUUAAGGAAACCCCUUAAAGCAGUGCCCGCUAGCGGCCUGCUUCUCUACGCGCGAAGUUGUUUGAAGCGACAACACAAUACCACUGAAGGCCGAGAGGCAGAGACAGAGGAGGCAGAAGAGAUGUCCACAAAUUUGAUGCUACCACCAGCACCUCCACAACAACUUAACAACGGUUCCACGUGUCGAAUCAAAGUAGACCCCCAGUCACAACAGCAGCAGCAACCGCAACAGCAGCAACAUCAUCAAGGUGUUGAGGAAACUAAUGAGGCAGUUAACCUCAAUGAUGAAUCUAUGAUGGCUCUUUCCCAGUCUGUAGAUUCUAUUCACACAGUUGGAACGGCAGCUGGAAGUGACGCUCUUGACUGCACUCUUUUCUCUUCUCCACUAUCGGGUGAGGAGGCAGGGUGGGAGCGGGAGUGGGGGAGAGAAGAGCCUGUAGUCCACUUUACCCUUCGCCAAUUUGGCGUGGUGAAAAAGACGACAACAUCACUCAGAUCUUCCAUGUUUCAGCAUCAAGUUAGAACCCUGUUCGUCAGUGGUCUGCCCUUGGACACGAAAUCACGCGAACUGUACCUUCUGUUUCGAGGAUUCAAGGGUUAUCUAUCGUCCACUCUUAAGCCCGCCGGGAAGAAUGGCAAACUCACUGCACCAGUGGGAUUUGUGACAUUUGAAACGCGAGAACAGGCCGAAAAUGCUCUCAACGAAUUACAGGUGAGAGGCGCUGCACAGCGCAACCAACAUUGGUCUGAUGGCAGUAUUGCUAAGGGCAUCAAGUUUGAUCCUGAAGGAAAUCAACAUAUGCGCCUAGAGUUCGCGCGAAGUAACACGAAGGUCACAAAACCCAAGUGGCCUCCAGGCUUCCCAUUACCGCCAGGAGCGCCCAGUGGAUUUCCCUUCAUCCCCGCUACCGGUAACCCUGCCAGCCUGUCGCCCCUUGGUCAGCAGGCGGGAUUUCCUGGAGUCUUACCCACUAAUUUUCUCCCGCAUUUAGCUGGUUUUGAUCCUACAACGAUGGCUUUGAUUGCCGCACAAGAUGCAACACAAUGGACAGCCAAUCCCCACUUUGGAUAUGAUAGUACAGGGCUCUUCACUUCCAUAGGUGCUGCACCUGCUGCUGCUUUCCUUCAGGCCUCGAAUUUUCGCCCUAUUCUAUCAAUGAAUGCGGGUGGAACGACACCAGUGAGCCAGUCAGGGGCGACUCCAGUGGCCAACCAUCUUCAGCUUGUGCAAGCUGCGCUUCAAGCAACUAACGCGGCCGCGGCCUUGGGUCUCAUGGCAACAGGAGGCAGCGGUAAUGGCGGUGCGGCGGCAGCUCUCCAACAGCAGGCAUCAGGACCGACUCCUCAGGGCUCUUCACCCACCGGGUCGGCAAUAUCAUCGGGCAAUCAUUCGCAAACCACCUAUUCCGCGUUACAAAAUCACCAACAGCAGCAGCAACAACAACAGUUUCUGGCGACCAAUCCGUCGGUUCAGCAGCAACAUCAGCAGCAGCAACAACACCAAAGGCAGCAAGCAGCGUUGGCGGCAGCUGCGGCAUCUGUUGGAUUACCAGCCGGACUGUUGCCCGGCGUGCUAAGUGGACUGACAACGCCUUCAGGGCUGAAGGAGGAGCACAAUCAAAAUGGAACGUCGGUUGCGGUUGGUAGUCCAUUAAAUCACUGGUAG